GAAUUUCUCGGCGGCCAAACGGGAAAGCAACCGGUUUCAGAUGCUAUUAAGACAUCGGGAACGAAAAGGCUUACACCUGACUGCCCUCAGAGUCCCCCUUGCCAUCAGUUCUUCAGCAGUAAUGGUGCGAAUGACCAUCUUGUGUAUGCACGUAGAAGAUUUGAGUCAGAACUAGGAAAGAGAAGAAUUCUGGACCUGCCCAGCAAAAAUGCUGAUAAUCUUCAUUCAACACAGUUUUGCCAGAAUAUGCAGCAAAUACCCCAACAGCAAACUCAGAUGAAGGAUCGUAAUGCAUAUUGUGCUCCAGCUUUUGCACCAAUUCCUUUGGCCUCUCUAGUGACCUUUGCAUUUGGUGAGCCAUCAGUUCCCCUUUCUAUGGGGAAGCCUAGUAAUGAGUUGCUAGAUGUCGAAUCCAAUUACCUAAAGGUUACUUCUGAGGUUCCUCAUUCAGUUCAUUCAAAGGAAACUGAUGAUCAGCAGAGGAAAGAACGGUUUCUCCGCCUGCAAAAAGUCUUGAAACAGUGUGAUGAAUUUGACCAAAAUGACUACAUCCAAAUGCUGCGAAGCUUUUCCCCAAGUGAGCUUAGCAGACAUGCCAUUGAGUUAGAGAAAAGAGCAAUCCAGCUUACGGUUGAAGAAGGCAAAGAAAUCCAACGAAUGAAGGAGCUGAAUAUCUUGGGGAAAUCUGUACCAAAAAAUAAUCCAUCACCAAUAACUCAACAAGUCCCGGCCAAGAAGUAAACAAGCAGUAACGAAUCUCGGAUAGAUAUAGUCUGUUUAUUGUGUUGAUCAGCCCAAUGGGCUCGCUUCAUCCGCUUCAGAAAAGAGUUUUAACCUUUAUAUUGUACUCUUUUGACUCCUUUUUUUCUGCAUAAUGAGCCAUUUUUGUAGUUUGGCUAGUGUUUCUGUGAUUGAGCCGUUGAGAAUGUAGUUUCUGAAAACACAAUAAUGGGACGUUUCUUCAAUAAAUCCGACGUUAUUUUAUGAACCCAGUUUGGGUUU
Molecule: messenger RNA, 1002 nt
Organism: Vitis riparia (riverbank grape)
Lineage: Eukaryota; Viridiplantae; Streptophyta; Magnoliopsida; Vitales; Vitaceae
Exons: 4
Coding region: 247-741 (164 amino acids)
Biological process (GO): regulation of DNA-templated transcription
Cellular component (GO): DRM complex
Source: RefSeq, a predicted model, not a curated record